AUGUGUCAAGGGGAAGACUGGGGAACGGGUGAUUUAGAACAUCGUGUCUGUGAUGUUCGUGGUGUUGUUGUGGUUGAGUCAGAGUUGUGGAUGGAGAAGAGAAGAGGAAAGAAGAGAUCUGAGGCAGCUGGGCAGGAGAUCACUUUAUGGGGCCAGCCGAUGGUGCGUGGGUAA
Molecule: messenger RNA, 174 nt
Organism: Glarea lozoyensis ATCC 20868
Lineage: Eukaryota; Fungi; Ascomycota; Leotiomycetes; Helotiales; Helotiaceae
Exons: 1
Coding region: 1-174 (57 amino acids)
Source: RefSeq, a predicted model, not a curated record